Anolis sagrei ordinatus is the source of this 1488-nucleotide messenger RNA. RefSeq names its product mitochondrial ribosomal protein L3 (gene MRPL3). Gene Ontology annotation, biological process: translation. Gene Ontology annotation, molecular function: structural constituent of ribosome. NCBI's taxonomy places the organism in Eukaryota, Metazoa, Chordata, Lepidosauria, Squamata, Anolidae. The record is from RefSeq and is a predicted model, not a curated record. Gene Ontology annotation, cellular component: ribosome; mitochondrial large ribosomal subunit.
UUUGGGAGACGGACGCCCUUCUUCCUCGGCAACGGGCGCUGCUACCGGUGCUGUCAUGGCGGCCGCGGGGCUGUUGUGCCGCCUGGGGAGGCACAUGUUGCCCAGAGGGGCCCUGGCUUCGGCUCGUGCGGCAGCGGAAGCCUCAGAGGCCGGGCUGAGGAGCCGGGGCCCAUGCUGGAUCGUAGCCAGACACAUUAAUAACAAUAACACAUGGUGGGAUGAGCAUCUUUCAGAAGAGAAUGUCAAGUUACUUAAAACAUUUGUGAAAGAAGAAAUCCAAGCUCAAACAGCCAAUAAGCUUUGCCCACUGAAAGAUGAACCUUGGCCUUUGCAACCAUGGCAACCAGGUUCCAGAAGAGUUGGUAUUAUUGCUGUAAAAUUGGGAAUGAUGCCAUUGUGGACCAAGAAGGGUGAAAAAUUACCUGUCACGUUACUUCAGGUUCAAGACUGCCAUGUGAUACGGCACAUACCAAAAGAAGAAAGUGAUGGGAAAUACCCUGCUCUAAUUGUUGGAGGGAAAAAUGGAUCUCAGUUUCGUAAAGCUGAGUCUGUUCUUGAGAUGUACAGAGAAGUUGGUCUCCCUCCAAAGCAGAAAAUUUCAACAUUUCGAGUGACAGAAAAUGCUAUCAUUAAGCCAGGCACUCCUCUUUAUGCAGCCCACUUUCGUCCUGGGCAGUACGUGGAUGUCACUGCAAAAACGAUUGGCAAAGGCUUCCAAGGAGUCAUGAAAAGAUGGGGAUUUAAAGGCCAGCCUGCUAGUCAUGGUCAGACUAAAACACACAGGCGACCUGGAGCAAUUUCCAAUAGUAAAGUUGCCAGAGUCUUCAAGGGAAAGAAAAUGCCUGGGCAAAUGGGCAACUGUUACAGGACAACAAAAGGACUAAAGGUGUGGCGAGUCAGUACAAAGUUCAAUAUCAUAUAUGUACACGGUUGUGUUCCAGGUCAUAAAAACUGUUUAGUAAAGGUCAGUGAUUCAUCUUUACCGGCUUACCGAGAAGACUGUAAGGACUUCCCAUUCCCAACAUUUUUUGCUGAUGGCGAAGAGGAGGUGCCUGAUGAACUGUAUGAUGAGGAAGUUUUCCAGUUCAGCGAGCCCUCCAUUGCAUUUAGUUAGCUACUGACGUCCUGAAAAUUUCCCAUCAUGAAUGUCAACUUGAAGCCACAAAACAGGAAAUUGCUGGAGAGGUGGGCUCUUACUGUCAUCAACUUGCCCAAAAAUCCUUACGAGAGCUGGUGAUAUUCUGAGGGAUUUUCUCCAAAACCACAAAUUCCAAAAUGUAUAAAUUUGCUGUAAAACUGUAGAGGCUGAAAAAUGAUGAACCAUAACCUUUUUAUUUUUUUUAAAUGGCAGAACCUUUCAAACUAAAAAUGUUAUUGUAUCUGUAACAGCCAAACUACUGCUUCAGUCAAACUAUGACACUUCUGUUUGUUCACUUCCAAAAAAAUGAAUAUUUCCAAUUAUUUACUUAAUAAAAAGCUGUUAUUAAA